Bemisia tabaci is the source of this 1105-nucleotide messenger RNA. NCBI's taxonomy places the organism in Eukaryota, Metazoa, Arthropoda, Insecta, Hemiptera, Aleyrodidae. The record is from RefSeq and is a predicted model, not a curated record.
GAUUUGGUUUUGUUCUAGUACACGAAUUUGUUGCACAGUUUUUACCUUGUUUUGAAAGCAGCGCUCUCCAAAUACGACAAAGAUACCAAUCUUUAAUUCUGGAACAAUUCAUUCCCGAGGAGUAAAUCAUAUCGGAUGGGACACAAUAGUGAUGGCUACUCAUGAGUUACUAAUUCUGAGAACGGCACGGAAUUCCAAACUUAUCCUACAGAGACUGUUCUUUAUCGAGAAACCUCGAAUGAAAUGGCCGUUGGUGUUUUUAAUCGUGCUUCAUCAAACCCUACAAAUAACUGGGGCUAUUCUAUUUAUGAUUGGAUCCAAGGCAAGCACGCAUUCCAUUAUGGCACCUGCCACCCUUGCCGGGAAGAUUCACGCGCUGGUAUUGCCUUGGGGUUACAUAGUAUUUGCAAUUUGGUGGCGUCAGAUAGACUAUGUAGUGAAAACUCUUCAGGAAGUCAACGAAAUUUUGCUUUACGCUCAGUUCCCGCUUCUAGGAUCCUUGCGCGCUGCUGUCAUCACAGAAUUGGAGUCCCGACAUCGGUCAAUCAUCCUCUGCUUUGCGUAUGCCUCACACGUAGCGGUUUCGGUCUACUUUUUGCCCUCCUUAACUGCACCAUUCUUCAACCCCUCUCAGCUUCGUCUACCAGUGGAGAUGGCGGACCCUUUCCCUCUCCUUGGAAUCGCCUCGAAUGACCUCAUCAGGGUACUCAUUUACUUCGGUUACUUUGCCUCUUACUUGCUCCACUUCUAUACCUUAUAUACUGGAACUGCCAUUCUCAUCGUCACCGUGGAUUCCCUCAAGACAGCUUUUCGCGUAUGCGGGCUUUGCUUGGAGACCCUCGGUCAUGGCAGAUCUGCCGAUUGGGAGCAAUUUGUGGACGCUGUUAAGCUUCACCAACGCUUGUUUAGAUUGGCUGCAAACAUGAAGAACGCUAUUGAGCCGUUACUUACAAUCAUCUUAACUGUCACUGUCGCUUACGAUGUUAUUGUAGGACUGGCAUUUGUUCAGGAUGUCAAUGUGCAAAACCUGAAAAUGAUGACAGCUGUUUUGCUCACCUAUGCGAUUAUUGUGGCUCUUUUUGUUUACUGGGAACCACUACUCUAA